Molecule: messenger RNA, 3316 nt
Organism: Camellia sinensis
Lineage: Eukaryota; Viridiplantae; Streptophyta; Magnoliopsida; Ericales; Theaceae
Product: polyribonucleotide nucleotidyltransferase 2, mitochondrial
Biological process (GO): mitochondrial RNA 3'-end processing; mitochondrial mRNA catabolic process
Cellular component (GO): chloroplast stroma; mitochondrion; cytosol
Molecular function (GO): 3'-5'-RNA exonuclease activity; RNA binding; polyribonucleotide nucleotidyltransferase activity
Source: RefSeq, a predicted model, not a curated record
GGCUCAUGGAGAUCCGACCCUUUUCGCACAUCUCAAUCCCUCUAGCUCUCGCGCUAAAAUAUCAGUUAAACCCUAAACCCUCUCUCUCUCUCUCUCUCUCCUCACCAUGGCAUCUAUGGCGAGCAGGAGGAACCCAGUCCUCACAUCCUUACCUUUCAUCUUCACAUGGAGAAGAUUCGGCUUCCGCACCAUUCACAGCGGUCAUAUUGGCUUCGCUCCGUCCGAUUACGAGACCUCUGUCGCCGGAACUAAGGUUCUCGAAAAAUUCACAGAAGAAUUCGAAAUCGGAUCGAGGAAAAUUACAUUGGAGACAGGAAAGAUAGCUCGAUUUGCCAACGGAGCAGUUGUUUUAGCCAUGGAAGAUACCAAAGUUCUCUCCACCGUUUCUUCAGCUAAAGGCGACUCUGUUCGCGACUUCUUGCCCCUCACUGUUGAUUACCAAGAGAAACAAUUCGCACAAGGUGUGAUUCCCAACACAUUCAUGCGAAGGGAGGGUGCUCCAAAAGAACGUGAACUUUUAUGUGGUCGUAUCAUUGAUAGACCCAUACGACCACUUUUUCCUGCUGGAUUCUACCAUGAGGUCCAGGUAAUGGCAAGUGUUCUUUCUUCUGAUGGGAGGCAAGAUCCAGAUGUAAUGGCAGCUAAUGCAACAUCUGCUGCUCUUAUGUUAUCAGAUAUUCCUUGGGGUGGUCCCAUUGGAAUGAUACGUAUGGGAAGGAUUUCUGGGAAAUUUAUUGUUAAUCCAAGCAUGGAUGAGCUUAAUUUAAGCGAUCUCAACUUGGUAUAUGCCUGCACAAAGGACAAAACUUUGAUGGUAGAUGUGCAAGCUCGUGAGAUUUCAGAAAGAGAUCUGGAAGCUGCCUUAAGGCUGGCUCAUCCUGAGGCAGUUAAAUAUCUUGAGCCUCAAAUCAGACUAGCAGCCAAAGCUGGUAAGCGGAAGAAGGAAUAUAAAUUGUCUGUGGUGUCAGAGGGCACAUUGGAAAAAAUCAGGAACUUGACCGAAGCACCUAUUGAAGCUGUCUUUACAGAUCCUACCUAUGGCAAGUUUGAACGUGGAGAGGCCUUAGAUAAGAUUACACAAGAUGUAAAAAAGGUACUGGUUGAAGAGUGUGAUGAAGAAAGCUUAAAGGUUCUAUCAAAGACGGUUGACACUGUAAGGAAACAGAUUGUUCGAAGAAGAAUUAUUGCUGAAGGACUUAGAGUUGAUGGAAGGCGUCUUGAUGAAGUUAGGCCUUUGUUUUGUGAAGCUGGUUAUCUACCUCAAUUGCACGGAUCAUCACUUUUUUCACGUGGAGAUACCCAGGUUCUUUGUACUGUGACCCUUGGAGCACCUGGAGACGCUCAACGUUUGGAGUCCCUGGUCGGUCCCUCAACCAAGCGUUUCAUGCUUCACUAUAGUUUUCCACCAUUCAGUAUUAAUGAAGUGGGUAAAAGAGCUGGCCUGAAUAGGCGGGAAGUUGGGCAUGGCACUCUUGCUGAGAAAGCUCUGCUUGCUGUGUUACCUCCUGAAAAUGAUUUAAGAUAUACAAUCCGUGUUAAUUCAGAAGUCAUGGCCUCUGAUGGUUCAACAUCAAUGGCAACUGUCUGCGGAGGCAGCAUGGCUUUGAUGGAUGCGGGAAUUCCAUUAAGUGAACAUGUAGCAGGUGUGUCCGUAGGCCUUGUGAGUGAUGUUGAUCCAUCAACUGGCAUAAUCAAGGAUUACCGCAUACUGACUGAUAUUUUGGGCCUGGAAGAUCAUCUGGGGGACAUGGACUUCAAAAUUGCAGGCACACGGAAUGGAAUAACAGCAAUUCAAUUGGAUAUAAAGCCUGCUGGAAUUCCUCUAAAUAUUAUUUGUGAGAGUUUGGAACCUGCAUUUAAAGCUCGGCUUCAAAUCCUUGACCACAUGGAACAAGAAAUAAACGCGCCGCGUACUCAGGAUGAAAGGAAUUCUCCACGAAUAGUUACCUUGAAGUACAGCAAUGAAGCUCUUCGCCGCAUGAUUGGGCCUCUUGGUGCCUUAAAGAGAAAAAUUGAAGAAGAAACAGGUGCACGGAUCUCUGUGAGUGAUGGAACACUUACAAUAGUCGCUAAGAACCACUCUGUACUGGAAAAAGUAUUAGAAAAGGUUGAUUUUAUAAUUGGUCGUGAGAUUGAAGUUGGAGGGAUUUACAAAGGCAUUGUAACAUCGAUCAAAGAAUAUGGUGCUUUUGUGGAGUUUAAUGGAGGCCAACAAGGUCUCCUACACAUUUCUGAAUUGUCACAUGAACUGGUGUCCCGAGUUUCAGAUGUGGUAUCUAUUGGCCAGCAACUUUCAUUAAAGUGCAUAGGGCAGGAUGUUCGUGGUAACAUCAAAUUAUCUCUUAAAGAAACUUUACCCCAACCAGGAUCCGGAACAAAUAAUGUGGUUGAACAAUCUUUUGCCUUUAUAAAACAAGCACAUAAUGAUUGGACAUCAGUUGGCGAUGUGCCUACUGAGCAAGGAAAUCAGCACUCCGCCAUGGGGGAUGUGCUAGCGAGUAAACAUGAAAUUAGUGUGGAAAACUCCUCUUCUUUCUCAUCAUCAUCUAUUCUAAUUCGAAGUGCUGCAGAGUGUGACGAGGCGGAAAAAUCUGCCGGCUUAAAUCAGAAUUCUAAAAGUGGCCCUCGGGAUGAUCUAAAUGAUAAGGAAGCUGUGGUCAAGGCUCCAAUAAAUGCGAGAAAUCUGAAGCUUGGGAUGAAGGUAACAGCUAAGGUUCACCAAAUUCGUGCACGGGGAUUAGUCCUUGACUUGGGUGGUGGAAUUCAUGCUAUGUAUCGGUUUGAGAGUAGCGGCAGGAGAGACUUUGAGAUCGGCGAUGAGUUGAGAGUCACGUGUUCAAGUUUUUCUAGCAAGGGAAUUCCUGUAAUGUCUAUGGUAGAAGAUGAAUAGUCUUGUAUCGGCUUAUAUCCUUCCUGAGAAUAAAAUUGCAUACUUGUCAUGCCCAUCAAUGAGCAAGAACAUUGGUGUGAAAAAAUAUCGUGUACCAUAAGCGCAGAGAUGUUGAAAAUGCUGGGAAAAUAUUGGGGUGUGCAUGGAUCAAGGCGUGUGAUGUUCAUAUGACCUGGUGGGCGAUGCAGCCUUGGCUGGAGCAAAGCUUUUGCGACCUAGGGCUUGUCCACGUAACAAUUAGAAUGGCUCUCGGUUCUCAUUUGAAGGUUCGUUUUUCCAAAGCUAGUGAACUUCAUCGAUCUGAACUGUCAUGAUUAUGAUGCACAACACGGAUUUCAAAAUUUUGAUUAUAUAGAUGGCCUGUGCUGUGUGAUUUUGUUGUAAAUUUAUUUAUUUAUUGAUUUUGUUAUUAAUAUCUAUUCGAGU